Molecule: messenger RNA, 1000 nt
Organism: Chironomus riparius
Lineage: Eukaryota; Metazoa; Arthropoda; Insecta; Diptera; Chironomidae
Source: the annotation of a GenBank genome assembly
AAAAAGUCACUUGAAAAUGGCUGUACAUUUGCAAAAUCAAAUCAGUUUAGAGACAUCGUUCAUGCGACAAGAUGCUGGAAAAAUUGUUAUGGAUCUGUCGGAAAUUUACCCGCCAAUUCAAAAGCUGGUAAAUCAAAUGGCAUCCGCAAGCAUUAAGGAACAGAGCAUCUCUUAUAGUGUCAUCGCAGAGAAUGAUGUCGACGCUGUUAUCAGAUUACUUAAAGAUACAUUCUUUAAGGACGAGCCAUUGAAUUAUUAUCUUCAGCUUGGAGAUUGUGAGGAUUUAGAAGAAUACUGCAAAAAAAGCAUACCAGAUGCAUGCUCAUACAAGGCAGUUAACUCGAACGGUGAAAUUGUUGGGGUUUAUCUGAAUGGAAUCAUCAGAAAGCCUACGGAAGAUGAUGCAGCCGUUCCAUUAGCGUCAAAAACCAGUCAUGAAAAGUUUAAGAUAAUCAUGCAGUUAAUGGACUAUAUCGACACAAAAUUCAGCAUAUUUGACCUCUAUCCAGAUAUUGACGCAUUCAUUGAUGGCAAAAUUUUAGCUGUUGACCCAAGAUAUCGUGGAAAGAACAUUGCUGGCAGAUUGACAGACUAUUUAAUUGAAUUUAUGAAAAAGAAUAAUUAUAAGAUAUUCCAUGUCCUGUGCACAUCUCAUUUCUCAGCAAGAGUAUGUGAAAAAAUGGACUUUAAAGAAGUUUAUAGACUACCAUAUGAUGAGUAUCUUGUUGACGGCGAACAAGUUUUGUGUCCAGACCAACCUCAUGUUGCAGCAAGAAUUUUCGUCAAGGAAAUUAAUUAAUUCAUUAAUGUCAAUGUUUAAUUUGUUAUUAAAUGGAGGAAAAAGUUCAAAUAAUAUUUAUAGACACAAAAAAAGUCAAUUUUUAUGGUAAAACAGUUUCAUUGGAUGUUAGAAAUGUAGUGAAGAUUAAAUGUUGUUGCAACAGAGACACGGUGUAUCUCAUGUCCUAUAUAAAAUAUGCACAAAUUAUCCAAGUCAGUU